AUUCGGACCGCCGAGGAAACUCGCAGGAAAGAGAAAAUAAAUUGUAAUGCCGAUUACGGGCCAAAUGCCUGCCAUUGGACGCAUGUUCGGCUUGGGCCUCUCGCUACUGCUGCUACAGGUUGGCCUAGGGAGCGGCGCCGUAGUCACCGACCACGACCGGGUGGUAACAUGCUACAUCUCAACGUGGGCCGUUUAUCGCGAGGGCACCGCAUCCUACGCCCUGGACGCGUUCGAUCCCACCCUCUGCACGCACGCCAUCUACGCGUUUGCCGGUUUGGACGAGCAGAACAAUGCCAUUAAAUCGCUGGAUGCAUGGCAGGACCUGAAGGACAACUUCGGCAAGGGCGGCUACGAGAAGCUGGUGGGGCUGCGGACGGCCAACCCGCACCUGAAGGUCUUACUGGCGAUCGGCGGCUGGAACGAGGGCUCGGAGAAGUACUCUAACCUGGCGGCCAAUCCCGAGCGGCGACAGGCGUUUGUGAAGAACGCACUUAACUUCGUCAAACAGUACGGUUUCGAUGGUCUCGAUCUGGACUGGGAGUACCCUACGCAGCGCGGUGGAAAGCCCUUCGAUCGGGAAAAUUUCGUCGCCCUCGUGCGUGAACUGAGUCAGGUGUUUAAGAAGAAUAAUCUGCUGCUCACUUCAGCGAUCGGCGCUGGGAAGGAUACGAUCAAUUCGGCAUACGAUGUAAAAGCAUUGUCAAAGUAUCUGGACUUUCUGCAUAUCAUGUGCUACGACUACAACGGAAGCUGGAACCGACAGAUUGGUCCCAAUGCACCACUGACAAGCAAAGACUUCCUGAACGUUGAGUACACUAUCGAAUACCUGCUCGAUCUGGGUGCGCCCUCCAGUAAGCUCGUGCUGGGUCUACCCUUCUACGGCCGUACCUUUGUCAGUCCGAAAGCCCGCGCACUGCUGGGUGAUGUGGCCAACGAAGUGGGCUUUCCUGGACCGUCCACGAAAGAGAACGGCUUUAUGGGCUACAACGAGGUGUGCGAAGAACUGAAGCGGAAUCCCUCCGAUUGGACGCUCUCCUGGGACGCUGCUGCGGCCGAGAUGGUGGCCACCAAAUCGAACGACACCGUGUCGCAGGUGGUAGUGUACGAUAAUACGCGGUCGAUCGCGAACAAGGUACGAUUCGCCGUUCGUCAGAAGCUUGCCGGGCUGAUGGUGUGGUCAGUCGAUACGGAUGACUUCAAUGGGCUGUGUGAACCGGAAACGGAUACGUACGUCGACUUCGGUGACCGCGACAAGGUGACACUCUCCAUCCCGCGCCCGGUUAGUGGCAAGUAUCCGCUGCUCAAGACGAUCAGUAACGCCAUCGUGGUCGCUACCGAUGAGCUGACGCAGGAGAACAUCAUUCCAAGUGUGCCGGACGAUGCCAAACCCGGCAGUGCGUCGCCUUCCGGUUCGUCGUGCAAUGUGAUUGGUAUGGCGGGUAGCAUCUUGGCCAUUGUGCUGUUAUUUCGCACGGUCGCUAACGCUCUUUAACGUUUUUCUGUUAAGCCAAUAGUUUUAGUGUCAUGUUUGG
Anopheles bellator is the source of this 1532-nucleotide messenger RNA. RefSeq names its product probable chitinase 2 (gene Cht2). The transcript has 4 exons. The record is from RefSeq and is a predicted model, not a curated record. NCBI's taxonomy places the organism in Eukaryota, Metazoa, Arthropoda, Insecta, Diptera, Culicidae. Bases 47 to 1492 code for a protein of 481 amino acids. Gene Ontology annotation, cellular component: extracellular region. Gene Ontology annotation, biological process: chitin catabolic process; carbohydrate metabolic process. Gene Ontology annotation, molecular function: chitin binding; chitinase activity.